UUAUUAUUAAUUAAGAUUAUUUUUUAAUAUUACAACAGUAAUUUGAAUUUAGUUUAUCCAAAUCAAGAAAUUGUACAUUAGUCCGGAGUUUUUAUACAAAAGCUGACUAUGAAAAAUAUUACAUCCUCUUUAAUAUUUUUUGUCAACGGUAAAAAGGUUGUAGAAGAUAAAGCUGAUCCACAUUGGACUUUACUUUACUAUCUAAGAAAUAAAUUGAGUUUAUGUGGAACUAAAUUAGGAUGUGCCGAAGGAGGAUGUGGAGCUUGUACUGUAAUGGUAUCAAAAUAUGAUCACAUUAAGAAAUCUCCAAUACAUAUAUCUGUCAAUGCUUGCUUGUGUCCUGUAGUCAGUUUACAUGGAUGUGCUAUAAUAACUGUUGAAGGCAUUGGUAACACAAAAACAAGAUUGCACCCUGUUCAAGAACUAAUAGCAAAAAACCAUGGAUCACAAUGUGGUUUUUGUACACCUGGUAUUGUAAUGUCUGUAUAUGCCAUGCUCAGAUCAUUAGAAAAAACACCUGAUGAAAACGACUUAAAAAUUGCUUUACAAGGAAACUUAUGUAGAUGUACAGGUUAUAGACCUAUUUUAGAAGGAUUGAUGACAUUGACUACUUGUAAUAAAAUCUCUAAUGGAUGUUCGUUGGGAAAUAACUGUUGUAUGAAGACUAAUACAAUUGAAAAUGUUAAUGAAGACAUGUCAAAUUCAUCUGAAUUCUUACCAAAUGAUCCUUCUCAAGAACCAAUUUUUCCACCUGAACUUGUACUUACAAAUGAGUUCGACAAAGAAUAUUUGAUAUUUAGAGGUAAAAAGACUACGUGGUAUAGACCAACAUCACUUUUGGAACUAUUGGAACUUAAACAUAAGUAUCCCAAUGCUCGGAUAAUUGUCGGGAAUACGGAAGUUGGAGUUGAAAUUAAAUUUAAAAAUUGUCAGUAUCCUGUAAUGAUACAACCAAAUAAGGUGUCAGAGUUAAACAUCAUUAAAAAAUGUGUAAAAGGAUUAAUUGUUGGAGCUGCGGUAACUAUUGAUAAAUUAGAAAAUGAAUUAAAGAAACUAAUUGAUAUUUUGCCAGAUUAUAAAAUUAAAAUAAUAAAAUCCAUAAUAGAAAUGAUACCCUGGUUUGCAAGUAAACAGAUUCGUAAUGUUGCUUGUAUAGCCGGGAAUAUUAUAACGGGAAGUCCUAUAUCAGAUUUAAAUCCAAUAUUUUUAGCUGCUCGUUGUCAACUAAAAGUACAGAGUAAACAAAAUGGAAUAAGAUUUUUGAAGAUGGACAAUACGUUUUUUACAGGUUAUCGACAAAAUGCUUUACAUCUGGAUGAGGUUGUGAUAAAUUUAUUUAUUCCAUUUACGAAGAAAAACACAUUUUUUAAAUCGAUUAAACAAUCAAGAAGAAAAGAAGAUGACAUAGCCUUGGUAAAUGCUGCGUUUUAUGUAGAGAUGUCAAAUAAUAUAAUAAAAGACGCAGAGAUAGUUUUUGGUGGAAUGUCAGCCACUGCAGUUAUUGCUCAAAAAACUAAAUCAUUAAUAAUUAACAGUGAAUGGUCAGAGUCUUUAUUAGAUGGUGUAUAUUUAGAGUUACUUAAAGACUUACCUCUGACAUCAAAUGCCCCCGGAGGAAUGGUGACUUAUCGUAAAAGUCUUGUUCUAAGCCUAUUUUUUAAAUUUUAUCUUUACGUGUGCAAUCAAUUAAGUUCGACAAUGAAAGAUGUUCAACAUUUAAUUAAUGACAAAAAUGCUAUAACACAUAUUUCUAAGUACGCACAAUACUAUAAUAUAGCCGCAAAUUUUCCAAGUUCAAAUGACGCUGUUGGUAAACCAUUAGUUCAUAAAUCAGCUAUACAACAAACUACAGGUGAAGCGGUGUAUUGUGACGAUAUACCUCGUCGUUCUGACGAACUUUAUUUAGCCGUUAAAACGUCUAUACAUGCUUAUGCUAAAAUUAUAAGUGUAGACUAUACCGAGGCUUUAUCACAACCUGGUGUGGUGACCAUAGUUGAUGAAAAAGAUCUACCAGGAAUUCGAAAUAUGGUCGGCAUAACGCCAAUCAAAGAUGACUAUAUAUUUGCUAGAGAAAAAGUGGUAAAUAUUGGUCAAAUAAUCUGCGGAUUAGUCGCUGUAGAUCCAAUCAUCGCGCAGGAAGCAGUUAAAUUAAUCCAUGUUCAGUAUGAAGAAUUAAAACCAAUAAUUACCAUCGAUGAAGCUAUUAAAAGUGAAUCGUAUUAUGAUGGCCGGUGUAUCUAUUUGGAAAAAGGAUGUAUUGAUCAAGGAUUCAAAGAGUCAAACCAUAGUUUAAACGGUACCUUAAGAACUGGUGGGCAAGAUCAUUUUUAUUUAGAAACUCAAUGUUGUAUAGCAAUACCAAUAAAUGAACAUAAUGAGAUAGAAAUAAUAAGUUCAACACAAUCACCAAAUGAACUGCAGGAAUGUAUAUCAAAUUGCUUAGACAUACCGGAAAAUCGUGUAGUUUGCAAAACAAAACGUCUUGGUGGUGGUUUUGGUGGUAAAGAAACUAAAGCAUUUACUAUAGCAGUGCCAUGUGCAGUAGCUGCUGUAAAAACUGGAAAAUCAGUACGAUGUAUGCUAGAUAGACACGAAGACAUGUUAAUCACUGGUGGUAGAAAUCCAUUUUUAUGUAACUAUCGUGUAGGAUUUACCGAACACGGAAAAAUUCAGGUUUUGGACGUUUCUAUAUAUAAUAAUGCUGGAUGUUCCAGAGAUUUGUCUGCAGCAACAAUUGAUAGAUGCGUUUCUCAUUUAACAAACACGUAUCAUAUCCCUCAUGUUAGAAUAUCGGGAUAUAUUUGUGCUACAAAUUUACCAUCAAAUACAGCUUUUAGAGGAUUUGGUGCACCCCAAGGAAUGUUUUUCGCGGAAUCGAUUAUCGAUCACAUUUCUAAAGAACUGAAUAUCGAUUCAAAUGCAGUGAGAGCAAAGAAUUUCUUCGUAAACGGGCAUAUAACUCAUUAUAAUCAAUUAAUAUCUAAUUUUACCGCAAAAAAUUGUUGGGAUGAAGUAUUGGAAAGAUCAAAAUAUACCUUGAAGUCUAAUGAAAUUGAAAAGUUCAACAGAAUGAACCGAUGGAAGAAACGAGGUAUCGCAGGGGUACCCACAAUGUACGGUAUCGGGUUUUCGGGUGGUUCGAAGUUUUUGAAUCAAGCUGGUGCAUUGUUGCUCGUUUACAUUGACGGAUCCGUACUCCUGGCGCAUGGUGGCGUCGAAAUGGGCCAAGGAUUACACACAAAAAUGAUUCAAGUGGCCAGUAGAGCCUUGGACAUACCCGCUGAGUCGAUACAUAUUAAAGAUACCAGCACUGACAAAAUAGCCAAUGCGUCUCCGACUGCAGGCAGUUUUAGCUCUGACCUCAACGGGAUGGCCGUUCUCAACGCUUGCGAGAUUGUUAAAGCUAGAUUAGAACCAAUCAAGAAGAGGAAUCCUGGAGGUUCGUGGGCUGAAUGGGUGAAGACUGCGUAUUUUGAAAAAGUAAACUUGUGUGCUUCAGGAUUUUACGCAAAUCACACUAUAGGAACAACAACAGAUCAAGGCACGGAAAACAAUUAUUUGUACUAUACUAGUGGAGCAGCUGUUUCGGUGGUAGAAGUGGACUGUUUAACUGGUGACCAUGAAGUUUUAAGCACAGAUAUAGUAAUGGACGUUGGACAGAGCCUAAAUCCAGCAAUUGACGUGGGGCAAAUCGAAGGAGCUUUUAUGCAAGGUUAUGGGUUAUUUACAUUAGAAGAACUUGUAUAUAGUCCAAAAGGAAUGUUAUAUACGAGGGGACCAGGUACAUAUAAAAUACCGGGUUUUUCAGAUAUACCGAAACAGUUUACAGUUUCAUUACUGAAAAGUUCAACAAAUCCAAGAGCUGUUUACUCAUCAAAAGCUAUUGGAGAACCACCGUUGUUUUUAUCGGCUUCAAUAUUUUUUGCGAUUAAAAAUGCCAUAUAUUCAGCUAGAGAAGAUGCUGGUUUCACAGGGUAUUUUAGGUUGGAUGUUCCAGCAACUGUGGAAAAAAUUCGAAUGUCUUGCAAAGACAAUAUUACCGAAAAGCUUGAAAAAUAUGAAACCGACGUAUCUGAUUCAUGGAAUAUUAUUGUUUAA
Messenger RNA from Melanaphis sacchari, 4098 nucleotides. RefSeq names its product xanthine dehydrogenase (gene ry). The transcript has 24 exons. The coding region runs from base 109 to 4098 and encodes 1329 amino acids. Gene Ontology annotation, molecular function: xanthine dehydrogenase activity; iron ion binding; FAD binding. NCBI's taxonomy places the organism in Eukaryota, Metazoa, Arthropoda, Insecta, Hemiptera, Aphididae. The record is from RefSeq and is a predicted model, not a curated record.